GACUGAUGUGAAACCCCGCCGCUGAAGUACGUGCUCCCCGAGCCUUGAUCCAGCGGGCGGUUGUUGUGAUCAUGUCUGUCCACAUAGUGGCCCUGGGUAGCGAGUGUCCUGGGGGCGUCGGGCCUGGGGACGAGACGACCGGCCCGGGACAGAUCCAAGGUGGCUUGUUGUGGAGUUACCUGGGCCACGGAGCUCGGGAAUUGGAUCCAAACUCGGUGACGCCAUCAAGGCAUCCCUUGAACCCUGCAUUUAUGGAGUACCAGUCUAGAGUGUUCGGGGAUGUCAGAGUGAUGGUGCGGGAUUGUCCCAGUUGGGACCUUUCGGACAGCGACUGGGCGAGCAUCCGGAGCGUUCUGGAGCAGGCCGACAUCGUGGUCAUUAAGUACUCGGUCAAUGACAAACUGGCCUUUCAGCAGGUCCGAAACGUCUACGCCCCAAGACUUCGCCCUCUUCUUCGACACUGGGGUGUUCCUGUGAUUCUGGUAGCCGUGGGGGCGAGGCUAAAUGAUGAAGGCCCGCCGUGCACAUGUCCUCUGUGUGCGUCCGACUGGAGCAGCUGUGUGCCCCACAGUGAGGGGCUCCAGCUGUCCAGGGACCUGGGGGCCACUUACCUGGAGCUGCCCUCUCUAAACAACUUUUUUGUGGAUCGUUACUUUGGCAGUGUGCUGGAAUACUUCAUGAUUCAGUGUCUGAAGCAGAAAGCCAAAGAACGGCCAGACAAACGGCGGGGUCACAGGUUUAACGAGCCCCGUCCCCCUCAUUUGGACCAACCAGCGCGUCUUCCCCUGGUGAGGGUGGAGGAAUCUUCCUUCUCUCAGGACUUGCAGUGGCUCCUCGAACGCGGCGUUCAAUUCGCAGAUGUGGCGUUCUACGCCGGGGACUCUGGGAAGGAGCUGGGCUGGGCGCACGCGUCCGUUCUGUGUGCCGUCAGCCCAUACUUCAGACAGCUGCUGGUGGGACGGCAGGCCUGGGAAAGGCCCGUUUCACGCUGCACCUGCAGGGACAGAGACGGCCCCCACUCGCUUUUGUCCACCUGGGAUGGAGGCAUAGAUGAUCUACCCAGAGCAGACGGACACCCUCCCGGACACCUUUCACGGCUGGUUGUGAAGGAGCCGCUGCUCUGUUUAUGCCUGUGGGAGACGUUAAUGUUUCUUUACAGAGGGGCCUGGGAAUGGGAAUACCUGGAGGAAGCUAUUGCUGAAAAACUGAAGAACCCUUUGGCCGUAGCCCAGCUGAUUGACAGGAUACGCUCAUUCGUUGGAAGAGAAAAGGCCCCCAGGGACACACCCACACCCCGCUCUCAACAAGGUCCUUUGACACUAGGAAGCCUCUUCAAUUCCCCUCUAUACUCUGAUGUCAUCUUCAUGGUGCAAGGAAGCGUGCUGCCAGCGCACAGAGCCGUGCUUGUGGCCCGCUGUGAUGUUAUGGCUGCCAUGUUCAGUGGGAAAUACGCAGAAGCACGAAGUCGUGUGGUGCCAAUACAUGGAGUCUCGUCUGAUACCUUUCUAGCUUUCCUGGAGUACCUCUACACUGACACCUGCUGUCCAGCCAGUGUGCUGCAGGCCAUGGCUGUGCUCGUCUGCGCAGAGAUGUACCAGGUGAAACGGCUGCAGCACCUGUGUGAAGUGUGUGUCUGCGCGUAUCUUCAGAGUAUGCCCAGUCGAGAGCUAGCAUCUACGGGCAUCAGUGUGAUUCGCUUACUGAGGAGAGCAAAGUGUCACAACGCUGACCAGCUCUAUGUCUGGCUCCUCCAUUUCAUUGCCAAUAACUACCUGAUCUUCAGUCACAAGCCUGACUUCCUGGAGCUAUCAGACGAGGAGCGUGAGCAGGUGGAGCGACUGCGUUGGCCCUCCAGAGGUUACCUACAGGAGCUCAGCGAGUACCAGCAACGCAGGCGGCAGAUCCGCAAGUCUCGCUGCAGCAUCAUGUGACCCCUUCUUGACGCC
This is a messenger RNA of Sinocyclocheilus rhinocerous, 1946 nucleotides long. RefSeq names its product Rho related BTB domain containing 3 (gene rhobtb3). The record is from RefSeq and is a predicted model, not a curated record. NCBI's taxonomy places the organism in Eukaryota, Metazoa, Chordata, Actinopteri, Cypriniformes, Cyprinidae. The transcript has 12 exons. Gene Ontology annotation, molecular function: protein binding. Bases 72 to 1931 code for a protein of 619 amino acids.